Messenger RNA from Talaromyces rugulosus, 891 nucleotides. RefSeq lists its product as uncharacterized. The coding region runs from base 1 to 891 and encodes 296 amino acids. The transcript is spliced from 2 exons. NCBI's taxonomy places the organism in Eukaryota, Fungi, Ascomycota, Eurotiomycetes, Eurotiales, Trichocomaceae. The record is from RefSeq and is a predicted model, not a curated record. Gene Ontology annotation, molecular function: thiosulfate-cyanide sulfurtransferase activity. Gene Ontology annotation, cellular component: mitochondrion. Gene Ontology annotation, biological process: transsulfuration.
AUGAAGCCCGGAGAUCCCUUCCAAUCAGUGCUUGUGUCUCCUGCAGAGCUUCACCUCGCCCUUUCUCAUUCUACAGCUUCGCCUCGUCGCAUCAUUCCCGUGGCAGUUGGUCGGCAGUCGACUCUUGGCUCUUACCAGGGGAAUCAUAUUCCAGGAUCCAUAUUCUUCAAUAUGGAUCAAAUCAGGGACACUACGUCAAAAUACCCAGUAAUGCUACCUGAUCCCGUCCACUUUGCUACUUGCAUGACGGAUCUGGGUGUUCGACCAGACGAUAUCCUUGUUGUUUACGAUACGCUCGAGGUAGGAUUUUACUCUGCGCCUCGAGUAGCGUGGACAUGCCGAUAUUUUGGGCACGCUGAUGUCCACGUCUUGAAUAAUUUCUCUAGCUAUGUUGCUGGUGGCUUUGAUGUUUCUUCCGGAGAAUUACCUCAACUUCCGAACGUUCAGGUGGAUAGAUAUCCUAUCUGUCAGCCUUUAAGUUCGGAUGCUGUGAUUGACUACAAGGAGUUGCGCGAUCUGUUACUGUCAAAGAAUACCGCGGAAGGUUUUCAAGUUCUCGAUGCGAGACCACACGAUCGAUUUUUUGGAAAAGAUAAAAGCGACCCAACUACUCCAGGGCACAUGCCAUCUGCAAUAAACAUUCCUCUCGCUUCAAUUUUAGGGCCUGCCAGAACCCUCCUCAAAGCCAACGAGUUACGUCAACUUUUUGCCAGAGCUGGCGUGCAUGGAACACUGCCCGUCAUUCUCACCUGCAACUCGGGCGUGACGGCUGCGGCUUUGGAUCUGGCAUUGGAGGUUAGUGGAUAUGGGAUGGAGAGGCGGAUUUAUGAUGGCAGCUGGACAGAAUGGACAGACCGGGAGACGGACAAGGAGCUGAUCGUUUUGGAUUGA